AUGACAAAUUCAUCCUUCAAAAAUUUCCACGUGGGUAGAGUUAAGAGUAAAGAGAAAGGUGGCCAUUAUCCACAGCAGGAAGGGGUGAGAUUACAUUACAUUGAGAAGAAAAUAUCCAUCCCUUAUCCGAUUCAUCACAUUACGUGUACACACUUGGUUGGAGAAGUAGAUCAUAAUCUCAUCCUCACUACAUUGCGCCAUGCAAUAUCCACCAGGAGUUCGAAACUGCUCGUACCUGCGGGCCAAAGUAGUGGCUCAGCGUACUCCAUGCCUUCUACCCCUUUGCUUUUUAGUGGUUGCAAUAGAUAUCAUUCGUUCCUAACCGUUCACAAUUCACAUUUACAACAAUACUCUCUUUCCCGCACCAAUUGCAGACGCCACAAAGGAGUAGUCACCAACAUGGCUGCACAAGCUCUUGUAUCAUCUUCAUCUCUUACCUUCUCAGCGGAGGCUGCCAGACAGAGUCUUGGACCAAGAUCACUCCAAUCUCCUAUUGGCUUCUCCAGAAAAGCCUCCUUCAUUGUUAAGGCAGCUUCUACUCCCCCUGUCAAGCAAGGAGCAGACAGACCUUUAUGGUUUGCAUCAAAGCAAAGUCUUUCUUACUUGGAUGGCAGCCUUCCCGGUGACUAUGGAUUCGACCCUCUGGGGCUUUCAGACCCUGAAGGAACAGGAGGGUUCAUCGAGCCCAAAUGGCUAGCAUAUGGUGAGGUCAUCAAUGGUCGUUUUGCAAUGUUGGGAGCAGUUGGGUCCAUAGCACCUGAAAUUCUUGGCAAGGCUGGUCUGAUCCCUCAGGAGACAGCACUCCCAUGGUUCAGAACCGGUGUGUUCCCUCCUGCAGGAACAUACAACUACUGGGCAGACUCCUACACACUCUUUGUGUUUGAGCUGGCGCUUAUGGGGUUUGCAGAGCACAGAAGAUUCCAAGAUUGGGCCAAACCAGGGUCUAUGGGCAAACAGUACUUCUUAGGACUAGAGAAAGGUCUUGGAGGUUCUGGUGAGCCAGCAUACCCCGGAGGACCUUUCUUUAACCCUCUUGGUUUUGGGAAGGAUGAAAAGUCCUUGAAGGAUUUGAAGCUGAAGGAAGUGAAGAAUGGAAGGUUGGCUAUGUUGGCAAUCUUGGGUUACUUUGUUCAAGCUCUGGUGACAGGUGUUGGCCCAUACCAAAACCUCCUAGAUCAUCUGGCUGACCCCGUGCACAACAACGUCUUGACCAGUCUCAAGUUCCACUAA
Messenger RNA from Sphenostylis stenocarpa, 1230 nucleotides. Lineage: Eukaryota; Viridiplantae; Streptophyta; Magnoliopsida; Fabales; Fabaceae. The record is from the annotation of a GenBank genome assembly.